Nothobranchius furzeri (turquoise killifish) is the source of this 2023-nucleotide messenger RNA. NCBI's taxonomy places the organism in Eukaryota, Metazoa, Chordata, Actinopteri, Cyprinodontiformes, Nothobranchiidae. The record is from RefSeq and is a predicted model, not a curated record.
ACAGGCGCCUCUCUCUCUAAGGUAAACUAGGUUAGGUGAACGGAUAUUGGCGAGUAUGAGACCGCUGAAGGACGCUCAUUAGUAGGGAUGUCCCGAUCCGAUCACAUGAUCGGAAAUCAGCCCCGAUCACGUGGUUUCAGACUGAUCGGGACUCGGUAUCGGCAGAUUCUCUAAAUCAAAUGACUCGGACUCAGACUCGAGGGCAAAAAAACCUGAUUAGGACGUCCCUACUCAUUAGUAUUAAUAUUAUAUUAACUGACUGACACUAUUUUAAUUGUCUGGUACACGAUAGUAAUCCGUACUGUAUUGUAAUGCUAGCACACGAGUUUAAGCUAACAUGGUCAAGAGCUCCUCAAGUUCUGGAUGCAGGUUAAGACUCUUCACUACUUUUGGCUUCAUACACCUGUACAGAUCUGAUGUUCUCAUUCACUCUGGUGUUUAGAGGUCACUCUAAAGGUGAAGCGGUUCUGGUCAGGUCUAAAAGUAGCUUUAGACAGCGGGCCACCAGACUCCAGGCUCCAUGAUGUGGUUCAGCUGUACUGUCCCAGAUCUCGCAUCCUCUCUUCAAACACACGACUCUGAUGCAGUGUUGAACCUGGGAAGCAGAGUCUUUAGAGGCGUGGCUAAUCUCAUCUACGACUGUCUGGACUGGCGUAGACAGUAUCAGCAUUACAGGGACGAUGUCAAGCUUCUGAGUGUCCCCUGUGUUGGACGGGACUCCCAGCCUGAACAGUUCACUAAAACCACUCAUCAGGCCUCGUUAGAGUCGACCGUUCUGCCGACCCAACGCACCAAGAAGAUGAACAGGGAACCAGCCCCACCAGAACCUGAGAGCAAGCUGCCUCCUCUCUGUGUGGACAGGCGUUACUAUAGCAACCUACUGGACCAGGUUCCCCCUGAAGCCUGCACUGUACCCUUUGUCAUGAACUGUAUGCUGGAGCAGGUGGUCCUCACUUUGUCCCAAACACCAGAGGAACCCAAACCGGUCAGCGGUGGCCCCUGGUUAGACCCCCAGCAUGCUAGCUGCAUGCAGGAGAACUUCCUGCCUCUUCUACACACCGAAGACGAGAGGAACCAGCAUUUAACCGACGUCCUGACUUCAGCACAGAAGGAUGAAGACAUGAAGAUGUUGAUGGAGACAUCUGGAGAUAGAAAGAGUCAGAAGAAGUCUGAGCAGCUUCAGGUUAUCGCACACCACGAUGAGAGAGCACUACGCUUAAGGGGCGUAACUGUGAGUAUUUAUUUACUUGUUUGUAUGUUUCGUGUGUGGUUGUCAUUCACACGCGUCUGUCUCCCCAAAGCUCAGGGGAGGAACAGCGCCACCUGUUGGAUGCCAGACAAACAGCAGCUGCAGCACUUCUGUACAGAUGGUCAGAAAACCUUUUUAAUAGGUUUGAAUAAAAACCUAAAACGCAGAUCAGGCCUCGCCUCUGUACUGCCAACCUCUGCCACGGUGACGGGCGUCCAGCAGACGCCGCAUGGUGAAAAUCCCAUCCUCGCCAAACCCUCGAGGCGGAGGCUCGGGAUCCGGAGGAGGAGCGAGGGGAGAAGUCCGUACAGGCCUCAGCUGGGACACAUGGAAGACGGGAUGUACUUUGAGAGGCCUGGGCAGGGGGUUGCGAUACGCCACCGGGUUAAUGACCUUCCCUACUGGCUAGGGCCCCAGAAAUCGUGCAGCGAGCUUCCGGGAGCCAGCGGGCAGGCGCCUGUUCCGGGUAGACACCCAUACCCUGUCGCCAGGUUGGAAAGUCGGCCCUGUCCGAUGGCGGCGUUUGUGCUGGCGAUUGUAUUCCGUGUUAGCUCGCUAGAUGGCUGCCCGAGCACGGAUCCAGGCGAGGCGGCAACACCGAACCAGGGUCUGGGCAGUGGGGACCUCAGUCUCAGGUUCCUGGUGGCGAAAGAGAGGGGGCUGGUAUCCGUAGCAGAGCUCGAACGGGGAGAGACCAGUGGCCGAGGAGACGUGGAGGUUGUGGGACAUCUCUGCCCACAAGAGGUAUUUGGGCCAAGUGGUUGGUUGGGAUGA